GGGAGGGGGCCGGGCCGCAGCGACGCGGUUCCUGCCGCCGUGACAUGGGUUCCCCCGCCAUGGCGGUUGCUGCGGGAGGCCUCAGAUAACCGCUCGCGCCCCCCUCCCCGUCCCCCUUCCCCUUCCUCCUGCUGCCGCCGCCGCCAUGCCGGGCCGGGCCCCGCCGCUGCCGCCCGUCGCGCAGCCCGCAGAUAUGUAUUAACUUCAAAGUGGAACUAACAAUGGAACCAGAUAUUAUUCGAAUGUACUCCUCAUCCCCUCCACCACUAGACAAUGGAGCUGAUGAUGAUGAUGAAGAUGAAUUUGGAGAAUUUGGAGGAUUUUCUGGUGUAAGUCCUGCUGGUGUAGCUUUUGCUGAUUUUGAUACACCAGACUACAGCAAUUCAAAGGAGGAGUUUAUACCCACAAAUCAUUUUAUCCCGCUUCAUGACUAUUCUGACAAUGUAGCUAGCAUUGCAACUUUCACCUCUGUGAAAAAUGUUAAAGACUGUAUCUCAGAACUUCCUAGUCUUACUAAAGAACUUUCUGAUAUGUCAGCUACUACUACCAGCAAAGAAAAAUCUAAGUUUAGAACUUCAGGUACUGCUUUUAAUAUAAGUUUAGAAGAUGUAAAUGAACGAGAGGAACAAAGAGAGAGCACUGGGAAAUUGGAGGGUUUUUCUUCUAAUGUGGUUAGAACUGAUACAGCAGUUGAGAGCCAGGAGGAGCAAAUAGAUGCUUGUAAUGGUGAGAAACUUCCAUGUCUAGAGAUUCUAACAAAUGGAUUUGCAGCAUUGGACCCCGCAAAUCCUCAGGGAACAGAAGAUCUAGACAGCAUCAGUGAUUUAAAGGGACUAAAGACUGUUAGCACCUGUAGUACUGAGCUAAAUUUGAACUCGAUACCUAGCUCAGGUGAAGACUUUGCAGAUUUUGCUACAUUCUCAAACAGAAAAACAAUCCACUUGGAAGAAACAGGGCUUACAAUAUGCAGUGUUAAUGAAAGAGACUCUCUAAACAUUCAGGAAAACAGCAUAAUAAACAGAGUAUCUGAAAGAACUAAAAGAAUGGGAUUCACUUCUAAUAGGAACUACAAAAAAGAGGAAGAUAUUUGCACUUCAGAAAUGAGUUCUGAGCAGGGUCCCACAGCACUAGAAGAUAAUGAAUUCACAAUUUCUAGUAUGCCUCAAGCAACUAGAAGUUCAAUAUGCACUACUGAAAAUGGGGAAAACAAUGAAAGGAGAAAACAAUGUGACAUACAGAAUGGCAAAGAUUUUUCUAGGCAUGAUGAUUUUUCUGAAACAGAGGACAUCAAAGUUGAUAAGUUUGAAAACCUAAGCAAUGAUCUUGCAGGAGAAAACUUGAGUGAUUCUGAAGAUACUAAGAAUCGUGGAAGUAGUAUUGAACUUGCAGCUUCCCUUGAUACAAAUGAUGAUUUUGGUGAUUUUGGCUCAGUUAGUGCAUCUCCCACUUUUAAUAAUGCUCAAGAAUCGAUAAAUGUUUUGGCUUUACAAGGAACUUCUGAACAACCUGUGCAUGUUAGUGAAACUACUGAUGAUUUUGGUGACUUCAGGGACACAAGUACUGUUUGUCAGCAGCCAGCAAAGUUAGAUCAAGCUGAAUUAAAUCAGUCUGCUGACACUUCAGAAUGUGAUGCUACCAGUAAAAUUUCUUGCUUAGACUUCCAGCAUGCUACUAAGGUAGAAAACGGUAACAAUAGUGAGUUUGGAGACUUUGAUUCAGUGCCAAAACCUCAAGAUGAGAGUGUUACUUUUCAGGACUCUGACGACUUUGCAGACUUUAGUUCAGCAGGCUGUAACCAGGCUACCGACUGGAAUGCUUUUGAAGAUGAACAAAAAGACAGCUGUUCCUGGGCUGCCUUUGGAGAUGAGCAAGCUGGUGAAUCUCAUCACAGAAAAGAGACGUGGCAGUCGCACAGGGCAGGUGCAUCAGCGAGAAUUGAUGGUCCGGUAUUCUGCAAGACUGACAGUUUUGCUUUAGCAUCUUCCGAAGGAACUAGCAGUAGGCAAUCUCAAGAGCCAGCGCCUUCAGUACAGACAACAUUGUUAAGUCGUCUGGAACGAAUAUUUGAAGUCUGUUUUCCUUCCAUGCCUGUUCUUGAAAUUGAAGAAGAAAUAAGUUCCUUGAAUCAUUUGUUGGAAGCAGAUGAAAAGCAAAUGACAACUGAGGAGACCUUAGCAAAUAGUGGGGAACUGAUGGACGUGUGGACAGAGCUGCAGGAUAUCCAUGAUGCAUAUGGACUGAGAUACCAGUGGGGUGGCUCCCACAGCAACAAAAAGCUUUUGUGCUCCUUGGGAAUCGACACAAGAAAUAUUCUCUUUACAGGCAACAAGAAACAGCCUGUUAUAGUACCCAUGUAUGCAGCGGGACUGGGUAUGUUAGAACCUACCAAGGAACCUUUGAAACCCAUAUCUGCAGCAGAAAAAAUAGCUUCGAUAGGACAGACACCUCCUGUAUCACCAGAGAUGAACACAUGUACACCUGACCAGUUCCAGGAAUCUCUACCACCUGUCCAGUUUGACUGGAGUAGCAGUGGCCUUACUAACCCUUUAGAUGCUAGUGGAGGUUCCACUCUUCUGAACCUUGAUUUCUUUGGGCCCGUGGAUGACAGUAGCUCUAGCAGCACCACCACAAUCCCAGGUGUGGAUCCAGAGUUGUAUGAAUUGACAACCUCAAAACUGGAAACUUCCAAUACGAGCAACAGAGUGACAGAUGCAUUUGCAAGACUCAUGUCCACUGUAGAGAAGGCAAGCUCAUCCACAAGGAAGCCUAAAAAGGAAGAACAUCUUAGUGAAGAGGCUGCCAAGGUGAUUUCUAGCCUUCCUGACUUAACUUUCAUGCAUGCCAAGGUGUUGAUGUUCCCAGCCACAUUAACACCUUCAACAAGCUGCCAAGAAAAGGUAGACUAAAGUGAUGUGAAUUGGACAUUUUCUAUUGAUUUCUUUUUUCUUCCCUCUGUGGGUCAUAAAAAGCAAUCUUGCUUUAAUUAAAAAAAAUUCAAGUUCAGAUGAUUUGUUGGUAAGCAGCACUAGAAAGGUAUACAUAGUAAUGUAUAUUUAUUUACAUACUGGAGUCCUAAAUUUAUAUUAGAGAAAAAUGUAAAUAAUUGGGGGUGAAUCUUUUUGAAGAUCUAUUCUUUUUGUUGUGCUGGGGUGUAUACAUUUAUGUCUUUGUGAAAUACACUGGUGGUGUCCUUCUUACAAAACUUUAAAAACUUAAAAAAAAAUAAAAAAGAAAACCAAAAAAAUAAAUCCUAGAAACACAUAAAGAAAACUUCAAUCUUCACAGUCUGUGAAGCUCCCUUUAAAGGUUUUCAGAUUGCAUUGAGCAUCUUUCUUUCUUGCGUAUAUUAAAACACUUGUUGCUGAGAAAAAACAGAAGGUUAUAUUGUUCCUUUGUGGAUUUUCAGUUGUUGUUUCUUUAAAACCCAGUAAUUUCUUUUCUGUUCCAGCUACCUUAAGGUGUAUUUUUCUUUUGUUCCUCCUUCUCUUUCCUCCCCCUCUGGCUGAUUGGUUGGUUGAUCAAUUUUUAUGUUCUUAAACUUCAACAGUAUGGCUCUGUCCACAAUAUAGCCUUUUGAAAGGUAUGUUGUUAGUAACUUCUCGUUCCGGUUAUGGAUCACUGUCUAAACACUUGAUUUCUGGAGUCAUUAGGAGGUUGUCUGCAUUCAAUCAGUUUGAUUUGGAAAAGAAGGACCAAAACUAUAUGAAUGUCUUAUAAUGAAAUUUACCUGUUAAUUUUUGUUUUGUUGUACCACUAUUCCUAUGUUUGAUUUUGCACAGUGUAAAAUGACAUAAUCAUAGAUUGCUAUGGUUUUAGGCUGUAUAUACAGUAAAAACUAUGGGUUGUAAAUGUUUGGGGAAAUUCCUAUGGAAAAAAGAGAGCUAUGUAGAAGAACCUCUAAAAAGGUCAAUGUGCAUGCCCAAGGUCUUUUGAGAUUUAAGUGUGUAAAUUUUCUUUUAGCUUACACGAAAUAAAAUAAUUUAAAAGAUA
Rhea pennata is the source of this 3990-nucleotide messenger RNA. RefSeq names its product aftiphilin (gene AFTPH). Bases 222 to 2906 code for a protein of 894 amino acids. The record is from RefSeq and is a predicted model, not a curated record. The transcript has 10 exons. Lineage: Eukaryota; Metazoa; Chordata; Aves; Rheiformes; Rheidae. Gene Ontology annotation, molecular function: clathrin binding. Gene Ontology annotation, cellular component: AP-1 adaptor complex; trans-Golgi network membrane. Gene Ontology annotation, biological process: intracellular transport.